GGCUAGAAAAGCUACAGAGGUGGGAAGGAGGUCUUUGGAAGGGAGGCUGAGUCACCCUGGGAGCCCCUGGCAGUCACUUGGUGGCUCUUUUGCUGGUAGGUGCCUCAUGAAGAGGGGCCCAAGGUUUCAAAACUCUGCGGGUUUCUCAAUUGUCCCAGAGCUCCUCCCACACAGUCCCAGACUGGUGGUUCCUUCACUGACCAGCUCUGUUUCCAUAAAUGGGAUGGUUGGAGGCCGGGGGAGUACAGUGGGAUAGGUAUAAAGAAAGUGUGAGGCGUAGGCAGCUGGGCGCAGGCACAGGAAGAGGCCACAGCUGCCCCCUCUCUGCUGCAGCCACCAUGGGUCUGGGGGUGGCUCGCACAGGUUUGGCAGUCCUGGUGCUGCUCCAGAGCUGCGCAGCAUACAAGCUGGUCUGCUACUACACCAACUGGGCCCAGUACCGGGAGGGCGACGGGAGCUGCUUCCCAGACGCCGUGGACCCCUUUCUGUGCACCCACAUCAUCUACAGCUUUGCCAACAUAAGCGACAACGAGAUUGACACCUGGGAGUGGAAUGACGAGACGCUGUACGGCACGCUCAACACCCUGAAGAGGAGGAACCCCAAUCUGAAGACCCUACUGUCUGUCGGGGGAUGGAACUUCGGUUCUCACAGAUUUUCAAAACUGGCCGCCAAUGCCCAGACGCGCAGGACGUUCGUCAAGUCAGUGCCACCCUUUCUACGGGCCCACGGCUUUGACGGGCUGGACCUGGCCUGGCUGUACCCCGGAAGGAGGGACAAGCAGCAUCUCACCAGUCUGGUCAAGGAGAUGAAGGCUGAGUUUACAAAGGAAGCCCAGGAGGGGACAGAGCGGCUCCUGCUCAGCGCAGCUGUGUCUGCUGGGAAGGUUGUCCUCGACAGAGGCUAUGACAUCGCCCAGCUGGCCCGUCACCUGGAUUUCAUCAACCUCAUGACGUACGACCUCCACGGAGCCUGGCACCAAACCACUGGCCAUCACAGCCCCCUGUUCCGAGGCCAGAGACAGGCACGUGCUUACAGGUUCAACAACGUGGACUAUGCCGUGGGCUACAUGCUGCAGCUGGGGGCCCCGGCCAAGAAGCUGGUGAUGGGGAUCCCCACCUUUGGGAGGACCUUUACCCUCGCCUCUUCCGAGACGGGUGUGGGAGCCCCCACCUCAGGGCCGGGAAUUGCAGGCCAAUUCACCAAGGAGGAAGGGAUCCUGGCCUAUUAUGAGAUCUGUACCUUCCUUCGUGGAGCCACGGUCCACAGACUCCUUGACCAGCAGGUUCCCUAUGCCACCAAGGGCAACCAGUGGGUGGGGUACAGUGACCCGGAGAGCGUCAAAACCAAGGUGCAGUACCUGCGGAACCGGCAGCUGGCAGGUGCCAUGGUGUGGGCCCUGGACUUGGACGACUUCCGGGGCAUCUUCUGUGGUCAGAACCUGCCCUUCCCUCUCACGAGUGCCAUCAAGGACGCACUCACUGCAGCUUAGCCUCUGUCCUCCUGCCAGGGAGCCGGGUCGCCCCCCCUACUGAACCUGUCACGCUCCCUGGGACCCCCGUGCAGAGGGCCGCAGGUCUGAGGGCUGAACUUCCCUGUGGUGCAGGGCUGGGAGCAGAGGCCUGGAGGCAGCACGCACCGUUGAGGAAUGUAAUGCUCGCUGGCCCCAUGCCCAGCACAAGGGGGUUCCCUCCAGCUCCCUGCCCCAGGCCUCUGUCUCAAAGGGUAUCAUUUGUCAACCUCCAGCAACAAGGAGCCUAAUGCCACGUCUGCAGAGCCCCACUUGAACCCCCAGGAGCACAGCUGGGCCCCGCCCACCCGCCAGCUGUUCAAUAAAGCGCCAGAGCUUCCUAGCAUUGAUA
This is a messenger RNA of Rhinolophus ferrumequinum (greater horseshoe bat), 1860 nucleotides long. RefSeq names its product chitinase 3 like 1 (gene CHI3L1). Bases 219 to 1490 code for a protein of 423 amino acids. Gene Ontology annotation, biological process: chitin catabolic process; carbohydrate metabolic process. Gene Ontology annotation, molecular function: chitin binding. Gene Ontology annotation, cellular component: extracellular region. NCBI's taxonomy places the organism in Eukaryota, Metazoa, Chordata, Mammalia, Chiroptera, Rhinolophidae. The transcript is spliced from 10 exons. The record is from RefSeq and is a predicted model, not a curated record.